AUGGCGGCGCUGCUGAGGUGCGCGGGGCGCCUGCGGGCGCUGUGCCCGCGCCCCCUGCCCCCCGCGCGCGCCCCCGCGCCCGCCAGAAAUCCAGUGUGCCUCGCAAGAUUCCUUACAGUUGCACCUCAACAGGUGGGAAGAGUUAAAGAAGAACCAAAUUCAGAAAUUCAGAGCAGACGGGCAUGGCAGUUUGACUGGGCAUUAAAUAAAUUGGAUACCUCUGUCAGAAAAACUGGCCGCAUCCCUAAAACACUCCUAUUAAAAAUCUUCCAUGAAAUAUGCAGGGCAGGAUCCCCAGGGAGUAACCAGGCCUUGCUUCUGUUGCGAAGUUGUGGUGCUCUGUUACCAGAGGUGGUGUCAUCUGAGAGAACAGAGCUUGCCCAUAUGAUAUGGGACAAAAUGAAGGCGCUGGGUACUGUGUAUGAUACAAGCCAUUACAAUGCUUUACUUAAAGUCUACCUUCAGAAUGAGCAUAAGUUCUCUCCAACCGAAUUUUUGGCCAGAAUGGAAGAAGCAAAUGUGCAGCCCAAUCGAGUUACUUACCAGAGGUUGAUUGCUGCUUAUUGYAAUGAGGGUGACAUUGAAGGAGCCAGUAAGAUUCUUGGAUAUAUGAAGAAUAAAGAUCUCCCAAUCACUGAGGCGGUAUUCAGUAGCCUUGUGAAAGGUCAUGCAAGAGCAGGAGAUAUGAAGAGUGCAGAAAAUAUCCUGUCAGUCAUGAGGGUGGCUGGUGUUGAGCCUGGCCCAGACACCUAUUUAUCAUUGCUGAACGUAUAUGCUGAAAAGGGUGAUGCUGACAGCAUCAAAAAGACUCUAGAAGAGGUUGAGAAGACAGAAGGGUAUCUUAUGGAUAGGGUUUUGAUGCAGGUUAUUUUAAGCCUUGCCAAGGCUGGAUAUCCUCAGUAUAUCGAAGACAUUAAAGAGCGUAUCAAAUUUGAAAGAGAUUUAAUUCCAGAUGUAAUGAACCUGUGUUUGACUUUGAUAACUCAAGGCUUCGAAGAUAUAAGUUUCCGUAUUUUGAAGUCUCUUCAUCAUUUAUCACGUGAUAAUCUGGACCAGGGUAGCUUCUUCUUACAACACUGUGUAAAUAAAGAUAUGCCUAUAAGCAAGCUGAAACAUUACUGUAACGAGUUAAAAGAAGCAAAAAUGCACUCAGCACCUUUACCAUUUAUUUUGCGUUGUGCUUUGGAGACCAAGAGAGCAGAUAUGGCCAUUGACGUGAUGAAGAUCAUGAAAGAGGAAGGCCUUCCAGUCAGACCUCACUAUUCCUGGCCACUGCUUGUUGCAUACCACAAAGAGAAGAAUCUUCAAGGUAUCUAUAAGGUUCUCAAAGUGAUGCAUGAAUUGGGGGUGGAACUUGAUGCAGAAACUUACACGGACUAUGUUUUUAAAAAUUUUCCUGAUACUGAGACUGCCCGUACUCAGCUGCAGGAAAAUAACUGCCUGGUUGAAGGUGUUGGAUUCUGUACAGCAGAAAUAAGAUACGAAGCAGUCCGUGGAAAGCUGAAAAAUGUUCUUUCGCUGUUGUCUUCAUCAAGCACACCCUCUAUUGAAAUGCGUCAUUUUAGGAGCAGCCUCAUUUUGGGAUUUAGAAUCUCAGAUGAUGUAAAUCUUUGGAGCAAGAUAACAGAACUGUUGUACAAGGAUGAACGUUAUUGCCUGACGCCUCCAGGACCAACUGAAGCUGUUGGCUAUUUUCUUUAUCACUUGAUUGACAGCAUGAGUGACUCAGAGGUACAGGCCAAGGAGGAGCGUCUGAGACAAUACUUCCAUCAGCUGAAGAAGAUGAAUGUAGUUAUCCCUACAACCCACUACAGCGGCAUUUGCAGACUGCUGGACUCCUCUCAAGUUCCCGAUUUAAUUAAGGAUCUGAGGUUGCUACUUCCUCAUAGAAAAACAGAYGAUAACAUUCCAGAAAGUGCUAAAUCUGACGUGUCUGCUUUGGAGACGAAACUGGAAAAGCGAAAAGCUGAAAACCAGCCUAUUACAGAUGUCUUGAAACAACUCAUACAUGCUCUUUGUGAAGAAGAGAAUAUGCAAAAAGCCCUUGAAGUGAAAGCCAAAUAUGAACCGGACAUGGUUGUCGGUGGCUAUGCAGCCUUAAUAAAUUUGUGCUGUCGACAUGAUAAUGUAGAAGAAGCAAUGAACCUGAAAGAAAAAGUCUUCCCCAAGAAUUCACCUGUUGCUCUUGACGUGGGAAAGUAUCUAGCGCUGGUAGACGUCUUAGCAAAGCAUGGCAGAGUAGAAGAUGCUAUUAAUGUUCUAAAGGAGAUGAAAGAGAAGGAUGUUCCUAUCRCGGAGAGAACGGUGGCAUCCUUUUUCCGCGUCCUUAACGCGGCCGCCAUGCGGGGCGAAGUCGAAACGGUCAAUCGGCUGCACGACGCCAUCGUGAGCCUCGGCCUGGCUGAAACCGCCGUCCUCUAUUCCCCGCUGAUCACGGUUCACCUGGAGAAGGAUGACAUGCCUGCAGCUCUGGAAGCAUUAAUGGACUGUUACAAGAAGCAUGGUAAAAUCCUGCAGCUUCACAACAUCUACUGUAGGCUGAUAGAGAAAGGAGAUGCUGAUCUUCUGCAAAAGGUUUCAGAUUUUAUAAGCAGAGAAUAUGGUGACAUGAUGGCUCUUUAUGAUCUCUUCUUUGCCUUCUUGCAAACAGGAAAAUACAAAGAGGCCCGGAAGGUCAUUGAGACUCCAGGCUUGAGAGCACACUCGGGGAGGUUGCAGUGGUUUGCUAAGAAGUGCAUCUCAUCUAAUCAGAUGGAGAUUUUGGAAAACUUGGUAGAAUUAACUCAAAAUCUGUUUGAGUGUGAUAGAGAUGAAAUGUACUACUAUCUGCUUCAGUUGUGUGACAACAAUGGUGACUGGGAAAGGGCUGAAGCUAUUUGGACUAAAAUUCAAGAGGAAAAUGUUGUUCCUCGUGAGAAAACAUUAAUCUUAAUGGCUAAUAUACUUGAGAAAAAUGGUCAGGCUGUCCCAUUUGAGGUGCCUAAGCCUAGACAAGAAGGUUCUCUGAGUUCAAGUGCUGCUAAUUUGGAAGAAAGAAAUAUAAGGACGCUUUGCAAGAGAAAUAAUGCAACAGAGGCCUACAGUAUUUUCCAGGAAAUGAAAGAGAAGAAUGCGCUUAGCCGUCAUGCUUACAUCCUAUUAAUAAAAGCACUAUUGUCACAGGGUCUUAUUGAAGAAGCCAUGAAAGUGAAACRCACUGCUGAGACCCACAUCAAGGGCUUCACACUGAACAGUGCUGCCAGCAGCCUCCUCAUCAUAUCGCAAGUUAGGCGGGAUUAUUUGAAAGAUGCCAUGGCUGUUUUAAAAGGAAUGCUUGACAGCAGCCUGCUGCCUUCCAGAAUAGCUACUUCGAGGCUUUCUCAGGCUCUGGCAAUGAAGGGAGAUGUGAAGAACCUACAGGCACUUGAAGGCAUGGUGGAAGACAUCGCAAAAUCAAUUGAUUUAUCUCCCUCGCUAGUCAUGAAUUGCAUUGCACUGGCUCAUGCUAAGAACAAUGACCUCGAUGCUGCAUUGAAGUACAUUGAGCCUCUGCUUAUCUCCAGUGCACAGAAUCCUGAUCAACCSAACAGGAAUAUCUCCUAUUUGCUACGAAAGUUGUCUGAGGAAGGAUUAGAGCCAGCUUUGGAAAAAUUUGGUGCCAUGGCAGAGCGAUUAGCCAGUCAGUUUGGGGUUUACAGACCUGUCACAGACCUCUUCCUUCAGUAUGUGGACUCGGGUAGAGUGGAGGACGCCCGAUCACUACUAGAGAGGUGUGGUUCAUUAUUUGAGAAGAAAGCUUUAGGGAGUUUUAUGGCUAAAUCAUCAACUAAACCAGGACAGGCAAAGAAGAUAGAGACUCUUCUGGAGCUGGUUCCUGACCAUCUCGACCUGGCAGCUGCAUACCGCUACCUCAUAAGAUGUCACGAAUUGGAUGGAGAUGUUGCUUCUGUAAAGGCUGUGUAUGAGAAAACGAAAGAAAAGAAUAUAGAGCUUCACGAGCUCUCUCUGAAAACUAUAGCAACUUUCCUGAAAAAUGCAGGCGAAUCUGUCCCUUUCACUGAGCCCCCCGAGUCUUUCAGAUUCUAUGUGGAAAAAUUGAGGAAAAGCCAAGCUGAAGCAUCAUGAACAAAUGCUCUUUUAUUAUUUAGUU
Nothoprocta perdicaria is the source of this 4129-nucleotide messenger RNA. RefSeq names its product leucine rich pentatricopeptide repeat containing (gene LRPPRC). The record is from RefSeq and is a predicted model, not a curated record. The transcript is spliced from 38 exons. The coding region runs from base 1 to 4104 and encodes 1367 amino acids. Lineage: Eukaryota; Metazoa; Chordata; Aves; Tinamiformes; Tinamidae. Gene Ontology annotation, molecular function: protein binding.